CUGAUGCAACAAAAUAAAUUAUGCUUUAUAGCACGAUUCUCCAUCACUCUGGCACGAUUGUCUGAAAACAUAAUUAUUUCCAUGCGCGCCACCCUAUCGUGUAUGAGUCUUUCGUGCACAUAUAUGACGAGGAGCACAUCAUAUGCCUGCACACAUGCACGUGCAUGACACCUGCACGCGGAACCUGCGCAGAGAGUGGCACGAUAGUUUUUAUUUUUAUUUGUUGAUGUCAGUAAAAAGGAAUGAAUACCAUUUGCAAUCGUCCAUUGUUACUAGGGACCCUUCAAAGCUGUUAAGCUUGCAGUAGGCAUUUGUUCUACCAAUGGAAAUAAUACGAUGAUGCACUACUCAAACUGGCUUAUUGGGGUGAAAAACAGGGCAAGCAUUAGAAAUGCAUGUAAAACGCCUAACAUCGAAGAGGACAGCAGAGGACAUCCCGUCGAAAUGCAGAAAAAGAACCCAUCGACGAAUCGAAAAGCAUCCGGGCUGACGUUAGCGUUCGGCAUAUCCCUUUGGAAAAAAGGCUACAAAAUAAUCAAAAAGAUUGGGGAAGGAACAUUUUCAGAGGUGGUGAAAACUCAAAGUGUGAAAGAUGGGAAAUUCUACGCUUGCAAAACCAUGAAGCAGACAAUUACCAGUCUAGAGCAGGCGAACAACCUUAGGGAAGUCCAGGCCAUGAAGAGACUCAGCCCACACACCAAUAUCAUUCAGCUGCAUGAGCUGAUAUUUGACAAAGAAUCUGGCACCCUGUCCUUGAUUUGUGAACUGAUGGACAUGAACAUGUAUGAAUUCAUACAAGGUAGACAAUCUCCAGUGCCUGAGAACACGAUCAAACAAUACAUGUACCAGCUUUGUAAAUCCCUAGAGCAUAUGCACAGGUGUGGCAUCUUUCACCGAGAUGUGAAGCCAGAAAAUAUUCUCAUUAAACAAGACACCCUUAAGCUUGGAGAUUUUGGAUCCUGCCGGAGUGUGCACUCCAAACCUCCGCACACAGAGUACAUUUCCACUCGCUGGUACCGGGCCCCCGAGUGCCUCCUCACAGAUGGAUACUACAGCCUAAAAAUGGAUGUCUGGAGCACCGGCUGCGUUUUCUUUGAGAUCUUCAGCUUGAACCCUCUGUUCCCUGGAUCGAAUGAACUAGACCAGAUUGCCAAGAUCCACGAUGUGCUGGGGACACCAGAAGUCAGCGUCCUGCAAAAAUUCAAGCAGUCCCGGGCGAUGUGUUUCGAUUUCCCCCCUAAAAAGGGAAGUGGUAUCUCCCGGCUGAUCCCCAACUGUCCGGCACCAGCCCUGUCUUUGCUGUACCAGAUGUUGGCCUACGACCCAGAUGAGCGCAUCUCCGCACAGAUGGCCUUGCAGCACACUUACUUCCGGGAAAUCAGACUGGCUGAGAAGAAAAGUGAAAGUCUGAUGAGGACUAUUGAGGCAGUUGAGGCAGGGGACACUGGUAAGAUGCCUCAUUCUAUAGAGCACAUCUGGCGGCCAGCCCGAAUCGGCAAGCAAGUGAGGGGAAGACACUCAAGACAGACUUCUUUAUUAAGUCAUAGCAUAAAACAUGGAACCGAGCCCCUGAUGAGACGCAACAUCCCCCACUAUGCAGCGGAGUUACCCAAGCUCAACAUGGUGGUGCCGGGACCCCAGGUCUCCUACCAAGCCGCCACGGUGCCUCCUCACGCUGGGGUCCACCGGAACUCACUGCCUGCAAUCUCAACCAAGAAGUGCCAUUCACGGUUGGCCAAGCCCAGGGAUGAGUCGCAUCGUGCCGGGCUCAAGGCCUACUACAUGCCACCUCUAGACAGAAAACGUGGAGGUUACUGAGGGAAAGACCACCAACCCUGACGGGCUCAGAAAGACAAAAUAAAGCGCUUUUUUUAAACCCCUUUAUGUGUGAUGCAAGUUGGUCGGUGAUGUUUUGUACAGCAUCAGAAACAAAUAUGUUUUAAAAAAGAAAGAUACAAACUGAAUGUAUGGCCUUUCGAGGAAUAAUUACAAGAACAGAUACUGUAAAUGCCUAAUAAAAUCAAACUUCCGAUUUA
Gadus macrocephalus (Pacific cod) is the source of this 2036-nucleotide messenger RNA. Its product is annotated as MAPK/MAK/MRK overlapping kinase-like. Gene Ontology annotation, molecular function: protein serine/threonine kinase activity; ATP binding. Gene Ontology annotation, cellular component: nucleus; cytoplasm. The record is from RefSeq and is a predicted model, not a curated record. NCBI's taxonomy places the organism in Eukaryota, Metazoa, Chordata, Actinopteri, Gadiformes, Gadidae. The transcript has 12 exons. The coding region runs from base 337 to 1818 and encodes 493 amino acids. Gene Ontology annotation, biological process: protein phosphorylation; intracellular signal transduction.